This is a messenger RNA of Gigantopelta aegis, 1027 nucleotides long. RefSeq lists its product as uncharacterized. The transcript is spliced from 5 exons. The record is from RefSeq and is a predicted model, not a curated record. Bases 251 to 658 code for a protein of 135 amino acids. Lineage: Eukaryota; Metazoa; Mollusca; Gastropoda; Neomphalida; Peltospiridae.
CCCAUGCGUGAUGUCAUAAUUUUGUUGUUGUGGUGACUUGUAUUGUUAUGGUAUCAUCAGUAACAGUUGUGAUAAUCGCUACACAGGGGACUGUAUACAGUUAGCAGUUGUGUCUAAAGAGACAUUUUUGUCGCAGGAGGUGAAGGUUUGUUUUGUUUAAGAAGACCAUUGAUUUAUUCAUCAUCGGCUAUUGGAUGUCGCAGGAGGUAAUGACGUCAUAUUUACAGAAUUUCGAACCAAAACGCUUUACAUGUUGUUUCAUCUUUUUUUCUUCUUUUUUUUUAUGGCAAUGAAUAUGGAAUGGACUCUUGCAGCAGUUUUGCUGGUUGUCUUUGUGCAUACCAUCAUGCCUGUCACAGCUGGUGGAUCUUGGGGCUCUUGGAGUUUGAUUGUCAGUGGCAUCUGUGAUAUCUAUUGUAAGCGGAGGGUGGUAUCAGUAAGGAUAUGCAAUGACCCCAACUCCUUGCCUGCAGAAAAGAAAUGCUACGGUAGUGACACGAAAGACGUUACAUAUGAUUGCACAAGGGACAAAUGUGUAGCACGCGCCAAAGUAGAGGAAGUAAAGGGAGAUUGGCCGGAAACCUACAGAUUACUACCAUGUUUCGCAUCUAGUUCAACUCUGAAAGCAAUGUUGAUUGGACCAUAUUACACUUAUUAAAAAACCCACACCAAAUAAUAAUAAAUUAAGAGAGAGAGAGAGAGAGAGAGAGAGAGAGAGAGAGAGAGAGAGAGAGAGAGAGAGAGAGAGAGAGAGAGAGAGAGAGAGAGAGAGAAAGAGAGAGAGAGGAAAGAAACCAAUAUUAUGAGAAAGACAGACAGAAUGAGUGACGAAUGUAUAAUCUCAGUCUUUUGGGUGCUAUCGAUCUUGGAUUUCUGUCCAUGUUUUGGGUUAAAAGGCCAAAAGAGGACAGUUUUUAUAUUUCAAAUUUCAAACGUUUGCCACUUGAAGAAUCGAGCCUAGUGCUCAUAAUAUUCUGAGCCAUUAAUGCCAUACAAAUUGUGUGACCUCAUUACAGAUUUCAGUCUA